AUGGGAUAUGCAGGUGCUGUCCCAAGAAUAAGCAGGAAAUCGGUAAAUAGUCACCUCAUAUCACCGCUCACAACACGUCAAGCCUUCCACGCUACUCCGCGGAACCCCAAGCCCAUCCUCGAGCCGCGUCUAGAGGAUCAUGGCCGAGUUAUCCGCGACGAAUACUCCGUGCUUCGAGACAACUAUGCUGCCCCUAAACACCCCGUCGUCCUUGCUCAUGGCCUCCUCGGCUUCGAUGAACUGCGCCUAGCUGGUCGGUUCCUCCCCAGCGUGCAAUAUUGGCGUGGAAUUAGAGAGGCACUUUCAACGCGAGGUGUCGAAGUGAUUACAGCAUCUGUGCCUGCAUCGGCGACGAUAGAGGAGCGCGCAGAGGAAUUGGCGCGUGAUAUUGAAAUCGGGGCGCGGGGCAGAGAUGUCAAUAUCAUUGCACAUAGCAUGAGGACUAGUGGUCUUGAUUCCCGAUACAUGAUCAGCAGACUCCGUCCACAGUUUAAGGUGUUGUCGUUGACCACCAUUGCAACUCCCCAUCGAGGGUCGUCCGUGGCGGAUUACGUCUUGGACCAGAUUGGAGCCGACCGUCUACCUCAAAUCUACUACACGCUCAACCGGAUGAAGGUCGAAACAGGUGCAUUCUCCCAACUAACCAGGAAAUACAUGUCCGAGACCUUCAAUCCCAACACACCCGAUGUGGACGACGUUCGAUACUUUUCUUACGGUGCAACAGUGCAGCCAAGUAUCUGGUCUCUCUUCCGGCUCUCCCACAAAAUCCUAGCCCAGAUGGAGGGCCCCAAUGAUGGCUUGGUCAGCGUGGCGAGUAGUCGAUGGGGAGGUGACGAGGGUUACAAGGGGACGCUUAUGGGUGUCAGUCAUCUUGAUCUGAUUAAUUGGACAAAUCGGUUGAAAUGGAUGGCCGGGGAUUUGAUGGGGCAUCCGCGCAAGUUUAACGCUAUUGCGUUUUAUUUGGAUAUUGCAGAUAUGUUGUCGAAGGAGGGUCUUUGA
Penicillium cinerascens is the source of this 999-nucleotide messenger RNA. RefSeq names its product triglyceride lipase. Bases 1 to 999 code for a protein of 332 amino acids. The record is from RefSeq and is a predicted model, not a curated record. Lineage: Eukaryota; Fungi; Ascomycota; Eurotiomycetes; Eurotiales; Aspergillaceae. The transcript is spliced from 7 exons. Gene Ontology annotation, molecular function: triacylglycerol lipase activity.